Messenger RNA from Papaver somniferum (opium poppy), 1534 nucleotides. RefSeq lists its product as uncharacterized. The coding region runs from base 104 to 1060 and encodes 318 amino acids. The record is from RefSeq and is a predicted model, not a curated record. The transcript is spliced from 5 exons. Lineage: Eukaryota; Viridiplantae; Streptophyta; Magnoliopsida; Ranunculales; Papaveraceae.
AAAAAACUUUUUUACACAACCUGCUUUAGUUUAUACGAGUAGAAGGGAAGGCAAUGAAAUCAAAUUAGGUCAAUUUUUUUUUCUAAAGCGGGAAAUAAAUUCAAUGGCGAAAGAAUCAGAACUCUGGGAUGAUUCUGCUCUUAUGAAUGCAUUUGACAAUGCUAUGAAUAAAUAUAAGCAGGCCAUGCAUAAGAAGAAGCAACGUAAGAGCAUCUCUACGGACAUCAACGGGGAAGAAGUAAACACUGACUAUCCUGAAAAUCUGACCGAUGAGAACUAUGAACCUUCAAGACUUCUGAGGGUGAAUGAUGCUCUUGCUAGUGAGAUAGUUAAAACUGAAGCAGAUGUGGAAGAAGCAAAUAAUGUACCACCAGUUCAAGAAAAUCAAUCAAGUGUUUUGGAACCGAUUAUACAUACACAUGAUUCUGAUAAACAACAAACAGCAGAAGGAAACACUAGUACACAAGUGGAAUCCGAGUAUGAUAAGUUACUUCGCCAGUAUUACGAGCUAGAGGAACAGAGACAAAAGGUUCUGCAACAACUUCAAGCUGGUUAUGGUUACAACUAUAGCUAUUACCAGUCCCAAGGUGAAGGUGGUGGUUCAUGUGCAUAUACUCAAGAAAAUCAACAUCAUGCACUUUAUGCUUCUCAGCAAGCAGCGGCGACAGCUUCUUCUUGUUGCCCAUAUGUUUGUCCUUGCUUGACGGGUUCGUGCCCGUUGGUGCCCGCGUGUUCCUCUAGUGUUCCUUGUACCAGUGAACUGGGCACUUCUUCUGCUCCUAUUGGAUGUACAGGUGAUGGGACAAACUUAUCCUAUCUUCAAGAUGAUCCGCUUUCUAAAACAGCAAUUGGAGCUGCAGAAAGAGCUAUAGCUUCCAUUAAAAUGGGAGGCUCUAAUGCUUCUAUUGGAAAAAAAGAGAAGGAUAAAGAGGAUGUAUCAAGUCCAUCAGAAGGCUAUAAGACGGACCUUUCUGUAGUUAUGAAUGCUUGGUUCUCUGCAGGCUUCCACACGGGCAAGUAUCUCUCGGAGCAGUCGAUUGCCAAGAAACAAAGUGAUUGAAUGUUAUCAGUAGACUCCAAAGUGAUCGAAUGUUAUAGGUACUCCUAAACUGGGUGCCAAGAUUUGACAUUAAAGGAUAGUUCAGCGAUUCCCCUUUCUUUCCAGUACAUGGCUUAGCUUGAUGUUAUACUAAGUAUACUUUUUCUUUGUUUGUGAUUCAAACUGGUGCCCUGCGCUCAAAAUAUUCAUGUAUCGGAGUAUUAAGGUAGUGGCUUAUGUUCGUUGACAUAUUUAUGGGCAACUAAAUUGUCAGGAUCCAGCAGAACCUAAAAAUAGGUAGCAGGCACAGACAGGGUUUCACAACUACAUCUACUCCUAUCAGCUUUUCAAGUCAUCAAAAUGACUGGAAUAAAAACAGGAUUUUUGAUUGAGUAAGCUGGGGAUACUUUUCUAUGGUCCUAUGGAUGUUUCUUAGGCAUACGCUGCAUUUUAUAAUUUCUUGGCAUUGAUGUCGUAUACAGACUUGUAGCUGAA